Messenger RNA from Olea europaea var. sylvestris, 2779 nucleotides. Its product is annotated as probable LRR receptor-like serine/threonine-protein kinase At1g06840. Gene Ontology annotation, biological process: protein phosphorylation. Bases 37 to 2628 code for a protein of 863 amino acids. Gene Ontology annotation, molecular function: protein kinase activity; protein binding; ATP binding. Lineage: Eukaryota; Viridiplantae; Streptophyta; Magnoliopsida; Lamiales; Oleaceae. The record is from RefSeq and is a predicted model, not a curated record. The transcript has 18 exons.
UUCAUUUUUGUUUUCACCAACAGGUUACUACUAAAUAUGAAUAUAUCAGGAAGCUUAUCUCCACAACUUGGUCAGUUAUCUUAUUUGAAGAUACUGGACUUUAUGUGGAACAACAUUACUGGGAGUAUACCCAAGGAGAUAGGCAGCAUUAAGACGUUAGAAUUGUUGCUUCUUAAUGGAAAUCAACUGACAGGUUCCUUGCCCGAUGAGAUUGGUUUUCUUCCUAACUUGAACAGGAUACAAAUUGACCAGAAUCAAAUAUCUGGAUCUAUACCUGCGUCAUUUGCAAACUUGAACAACGCAAAACACUUCCAUAUGAAUAAUAAUUCACUUAGUGGACAAAUACCACCAGAGUUGUCCAGACUUCCAAAUCUUGUUCACCUGUUACUUGACAACAACAACUUAUCUGGCUACCUUCCACCGGAACUCUCUGAAAUGCCGAAUUUGCUAAUUCUUCAACUAGAUAAUAACAACUUCGACGGGAGUGAAAUACCUCUUUCGUAUAGCAACAUGUCUCUUCUGUUGAAAAUGAGUCUAAGAAAUUGCAAUUUACAAGGACCAAUUCCUAACUGGAGCAGUAUGCCUUCUAUUGCAUAUAUAGAUUUGAGCCUAAACCAGCUUAAUGGAUCGAUACCAGCGGGCGACCUUUCUGAGAAUAUCACUACUGUUGAUCUAUCCUACAACAAUCUAAAUGGGACUAUCCCUGACAGCUUUUCUAGGCUUCCGUAUCUGCAGAAAUUGUCACUGGCAAACAAUUCACUGAGUGGUUCUGUUCCAUCCACCAUUUGGCAAAAUAGGACUCUUAAUGAAUCUGAGAGACUGUUCUUGGAUUUUCAGAACAAUAUGUUUUCAAAUAUAUCUGGCAGUCGUGCCCUCCCUCUGAAUGUCACCGUUAGCCUCCGCGGAAAUCCAAUAUGCUUAAGAGGAAACCUUGUUCAGUUCUGUGGAUCCCAAGACGAAGGUUUCAGCAAUAUCUUGAAUAAAACAGAUGCCCGUGCGUGUUUAAUGUCAUGCCCACCUCCUUAUGAGUUAGCCCCACCAUCUCCCAAUUCAACUUGCUUUUGUGCUGCACCUCUGCUGGUAGGAUAUCGCUUGAAGAGUCCCGGGUUUUCAGAUUUUCGCCCGUAUAUUGAUAGAUUUGAGGAGUACUUAAGUACUGGUAUGAAACUGAAUAUUUAUCAGCUCCACAUUGAUUCGGCUGAAUGGCAAAAGGGACCUCGACUGAGAAUGUACCUGAAGAUUUUUCCCGUGUAUGUUAAUAAUAGCACAUUUUUAUUUAAUAGAAGCGAGGUCAGAAGAAUUCGUAGCUUGUUUAGUGGAUGGAAUAUUCCCGAUAGCGAAGUGUUUGGACCUUUUGAGCUUCUCAACUUCACACUUCUGGAUCCUUACAGAGAUGAAUCAUCCUCAUCUUCAUCUGGUAUAAGCAAGGGAGCACUAGCUGGGAUCAUACUGGGGACAAUAGCUGGAUCAGUUACCCUCUCUGCCUUCGUGGCACUUCUCAUCUUGAAAAUGCACAUGAAGAAACAUCAUAGAACUUCAAAAAGACGUCCAUCGAAUGCAGCAUCAAGAAUUUCCAUCCGAAUCGAUGGUGUGAAAGAUUUCACUUAUGGUGAAAUGGCGCAGGCAACAAAUAAUUUUGCAAACUCAAGUGUUGUGGGGCAAGGAGGUUAUGGAAAAGUUUACAGAGGUAUUCUUGCUGAUGGAACAGUUGUAGCCAUAAAGCGGGCUGAGGAGGGAUCAUUACAGGGUGAAAAGGAGUUUUUCACAGAAAUAGAACUAUUGUCGAGGUUACAUCACAGAAACCUCGUGCAAUUGAUGGGAUAUUGUGAUGAAGAAGGUGAACAGAUGUUGAUCUAUGAGUUCAUGUCUAAUGGUAACUUGAGAGAUCACCUAUCUGGGAAGUCCAAAUUGCCUUUGAGUUUCGCUAUGAGAAUAAGAAUUGCGCUGGGUUCAGCCAAAGGCAUUCUUUACCUACAUACGGAGGCAAAUCCUCCAAUAUUUCAUCGGGAUAUCAAGGCAACCAACAUAUUACUAGACCCUAAGUUUACUGCAAAGGUUGCUGAUUUUGGACUAUCACGGUUAGCUCCAGUUCCCGAGUUUGAAGGAGGUGUGCCUUCUCAUGUAUCAACAGUUGUAAAGGGGACUCCGGGAUAUCUUGAUCCUGAAUAUUUUUUAACACACAAGCUGACGGACAAAAGUGAUGUUUAUAGCCUUGGCGUUGUUUUCCUCGAACUAUUGACAGGAAUGCACCCUAUUUCACAUGGGAAAAACAUUGUUCGGGAGGUCAACAUUGCAUAUCGUUCGGGUACGAUAUUUUCUGUUAUCGAUGAAGGGAUGGGAUCUUAUCCCUCUGAAUGCGUGGAGAAGUUCAUAAAUUUGGCCCUUAAGUGCUGUCAAGACGAGACAGAUUCCCGACCUUCAAUGGCAGAAGUGGUUAGAGAACUCGAAAACAUAUGGCUUAUGAUGCCCGAGUCGGACACCAUGAUAUCUGAAUCCAUAGUCACUGAUCACGAGAAGGAUAUAACUCCACAAUCUUCAUCUUCUACACUAAAACAUCCAUAUGUUUCACAAGAUAUCUCAGGUAGUGAUCUUGUGAGCGGAGUUAUGCCCACCAUUACACCAAGGUGAUGAUAUAGAUAAGAUUCAUAUUUUCCCAUCUAUGCCUUUUCCAUUAAUGGUAAGUUGACAAAAUUCUGUACAGUCAAUUUGUUUCAUUUGUAUUAUGAUCUGUUUAGUGAUUCAGUAAUAUCAAUGCAAUACACGAUAGCUUUUGUUUAAA